UGUGUCAUUCAGAUCAUGAGACCUGGUUUACUUUCCCUGCAAGUCCACACCAUAAAGUACAAACAAAAAAAAUCCUCAUCCAGUUGUUAAACAGGCAUGAGUUCCUUCCAUCAUGAGCUGCUGCUUCUCUUAAAUCUGUUCAGCCUUGUCUCAGGGCUGCAGUUUGCCACAUCAUCCUUCACCCAGGUGCCUUUCCUCUCAGUGUGGAACGCCCCCACUGCCAGCUGUCUCUCCCAAUAUGGUGUGGACCUCGACUUGGGCACAUUCAGCAUCGUCCAGAACCAGAACCAGAGCUUCGUGGGUGGAAACAUAACCAUCUUUUACUCUGAAAAGCUCGGCCUGUAUCCCAGGUACACCAGCCAGGCAGAGGCGAUCAAUGGCGGGGUGCCGCAGAACGCCAGUCUGGAUGAACACCUCAGAGUGGCCUCUGGAAAUAUCCACACCUGGAUCCCUGACAGGGAUUUCCAAGGGUUGGCUGUGGUGGACUGGGAGAGCUGGAGACCUGUGUGGGAGAGAAACUGGGACAGUAAGGAGGUGUACUGGGAGGGAUCGAGAGCACUGGUGAGGUCCAAGCAUCCAGACUGGAGCCCAGCGCAGGUAGAUGCUGCAGCGAAGGUGGAGUUUGAGGCAGCUGGGAGGAAGUUCAUGGAGGGAACGUUAAAGCUGGGGCAGCAGGAGAGACCCAAUGGGCUGUGGGGGUUUUAUGGUUUCCCCAACUGCUACAACUACUACAACACCAAAAGCACUAACUACACAGGGGAGUGUCCACCUGUGGAGCUGAAGAGGAACAACGAGCUGCUGUGGCUGUGGAACGUCUCCUCCGCUCUUUAUCCUGACAUCUACCUCAGCCUGGAGUUGCGAGACCUCAGCAGAGAGGUGCUCCUCUACACCCACCACCGCGUCCUGGAGGCCAUGAGAGCAGCAGCUCAGCUGACUCCAUCAGCACCGCCUGUGUACCCCUACGCUCGCAUUGUCUACACCUACACAUUAGAUUUCCUCUCACAGGAGCACCUGGUCUACACCAUCGGAGAGAGUGCAGCUCUGGGAUCUGCAGGGGUGGUGCUCUGGGGCGACCAUGCCUUCUCCAAAUCUCAGGCCACUUGCGAGGCUGUCAAAUCCUUCAUCGACGAGACUCUGGGUCCAUACCUGGUGAACGUAACAGCGGCAGCCACUCUUUGCAGCCAGACCAUGUGUUCCUCUCGGGGAAGAUGCCAGAGGAGGGACCCGAACUCAAGGGCCUACCUCCACCUGGACCCCGCUGUGUGGGAGGUGGUGUCUGAGAGGAAACCAGAGGGAGGGCGGAACUACAAAGUUUUAGGACGGAUAAGAAGACACGAGGUAAAGUUGAUGAAGUCUGAGUUUCAGUGCCAGUGUUACCCAGGAUGGAGUGGUGAGAGCUGCUCCAAAUGGAUUCAUGGGUAAAAGACUUUUCUUAAGGGAGGUAAUUCAGUGACAGCUUUGGUCUAAUAAAUAGCAGUAAAGUCUCUAAAAUAAACCACUGCAAAGGUAGACUGCACCUUGUUUGGUCUCCUGUCAAUGGACGUUUCGUGUUUUCUCAAUUAAUUACUCUUUACUUUUAUUUUUCUAAUAAAUGUUAAUAAAUCCCCAUUUAACAAUGUAAGCAGAGUAUUUUUUACAUUCCAGUGAGUGUGUGAUAAUAAAUGAACAAUGUGUUGUUAAAUGACAAAAUGUGUCAAAUGUUUUUAGUCCAAGAAAUCAGCCUUAAACUAUCUGUGAAGAUACACUCUGAGAGUCACCCUCCACUCAAAAAUAUGUUUAGCUUAUUGUUACUUACUUAAAUAUUUGAGCUUCACUGUGCAGAGUUUGACACCAGAAGACUGUUUUCACAAGGAGUAAUGUUUGUCUUUGCUCAGCUUAAAUCUGAGUUUAACACGCCUACAUGUGAGAAUGAUUUUGAGACAACAACUGGAAACCUCCAGUACGCAAACACUGAGAAUGGGCUACACAGUGAAGUGGGAGACAUCUUGUGUCCAGCAGUUAAACUUCUGAAAUUCACAAUAUUUUCAUAUUCAUGGAUUUUUAAAUGAAACGGGAGUAGAUGGACAUUUAAGAUUUUUUUUAAAAGUAGAUAAUAAAAUGUGUAAAAAUCAUAUCAGACACAAAUUAUUAUUCAAAGUAUCGAGUUUUUCAAGUAAUAAAGAUCUCUUAAAACCUGCCAUAAGGGUGUCUUUAAUGUUAAUUAUAUUGGGAUUUAAGUUUAUAGUAAGCAGAGUUUUUUCAGUAGAAUUCAUACAUAACACAAUCAGUUAAUAAAAUAUAAUUUAUUUUCUGAGAUUAAAGUAUCCAGCUGUAGGUCAAGCUGAUAAAAGGGUCUCCACAUUGACUGAACUGCGUUAAAAGCUGCUUACAAAUUAUAUAUAUAGUAUUAUAUCGAAAUCAAAGGGGCCAUUCUGCAUAAUUAGUACUUUUACUUUGUACUCUUGCUUGAAUAAAAUUUUGAAUGCAGGGCAUUUGUAUUUCUACUUUUACUAAUGUAAAGGAUCUUUAUUUUUCUCCCACCACAGCAGAGGGGGGAUCGUUUAAUGGUAAUCGAACUAACAUUAUAUUGCAAGUAAAUUCAGCCUAUAAUUUAACUGCUGUGGUUUUCAUUUACAUUUUUUAUUGUAUGCUUUGCCUCGAUUAAAGCAAAUUGCACAUAAGUACAAAGCACACGGCACAAUCGUUUACACUUUGCUCAUGGCUUGCUGACCUGAGUCUCAGUGAAACUGUCAUUCUCUUCACAACUUUUGGACAUUGUUUUAUCAUUUGAGCCUGCACAUGCAAAAUGAUCCAUUCUGUUAUCAAAAUCCAACACACAUUAAUGUAUGUUUAAUAAGUAUCUAUUACAUUCAGUGUUUGUGAUGUCUGCUAAGUUACCUGCCUGGUCAAUCUUUAUUUUUUAUGGCAUGGGUGUCAUUUUGUGGUUUCUGUUGACUGUAUAGGACUUUACAUGAAAGGUCAAAGGUGAAUUUUCUGUUUACAGCACAUGUAACACAUUUACCCACAAAUGGACUUAUUUUCUGUAUAAAUACAAAUGUGCAUAUCUU
Epinephelus lanceolatus (giant grouper) is the source of this 3047-nucleotide messenger RNA. It is a transcript of the gene hyal1, whose product is annotated as hyaluronidase 1. Gene Ontology annotation, biological process: hyaluronan catabolic process; carbohydrate metabolic process. Gene Ontology annotation, molecular function: hyalurononglucosaminidase activity. Gene Ontology annotation, cellular component: cytoplasmic vesicle. The record is from RefSeq and is a predicted model, not a curated record. NCBI's taxonomy places the organism in Eukaryota, Metazoa, Chordata, Actinopteri, Perciformes, Serranidae.